CGCGACAACAUGGCACAUCGACCCGAGGCGAAUGAGGACUCGCCUCUUCUCCACAACCAUGUGACCCCUACGGCCAGUGAGCAGCAAGGUAUACACCAAGACUGUGAGCUAAUGGACUGGCGUCUGGUCUUCAAGAUUGCCGCCGCCAUGUACUCCUUCGUCACGCUUGGCCUCUUUAACUCCUCCAUCGGUGUUGUCCUCCCUCUCCUAUCCAAGUACUAUCGCCUCACCGAUCUCCAAGUAUCCUGCAUCUUUCUGGCUGUUCCCGUUGGAUAUGUGCUCGCUGCACACUACAGUAACGCCCUUCACUACCGUUUUGGUCAGCGAGGCAUCGCAAUCGCAGGCCCGAUUCUCCAGGUCAUCUCUACUGCUACUGCAGCCGCGCACUCGGGGUUCGGAUGGCUGCUGGUUGCCUUUGCAGUACAAGGGCUAGGAACAGGAUUGUUGGAUGGGAGUUGGUGUGCGUGGGCGGGCAGCAUGAACAAGGCCAACACCAUUCCCGGACUGCUGCAUGGAAGUUACUCUGUUGGCGGAGCAUUAGGGCCAGUUCUAUUAACCAUCCUCACAACAAACCACCACCCAUGGUGGACUUGGUACUCUAUUCUAGCCGGAGCAUGCUCACUAUCCUUCAUCGUCCAGGUCGCUGCUUUUCGGCAUGAAAGCGCAUCCGUGUAUCGUCAGAGUAAGCAGCUCGGCACGGAUGACUCCAAUAUGAUUAAUGCCAAGGCCAUAUUCAGUCAUCACGCUACCUGGCUCUGCGCGGCAUAUUUCCUUACCUACGUUGGAGUCGAGACUUCAAUUUCGGGCUGGGUAGUUUCUUUCAUGCUCCGUGAGCGGCAUGCCAAUCAUUACACAGCUGGGCUGUCUUCCUCAGCUUACUGGAUUGGCAUGGCUUUUGGGCGUUUAACAUUGGGGUUCGUGACCGACAAGUUGGGUGUACGACGCGCCACUGUUGUUUACUUCCUCUUUGCCAUGGCGUCUGAAGCGCUGUUUGCAGUCUUACCAUCUCCAGAAACGGCUGUUGUUCUCAUGGCGGUACUCGGGUUUGUUAUGGGUCCAUUAUUUCCUUCUGGAGUUGUAGUGCUCACGCGACUGCUGCCCGCUGAGCUUCAUGUCCCAGCCGUCUCCUUUGUCGCAUCCUUGGGCCAAAUCGGAGCAGCCAUAUUACCUUUUGCCAUUGGCGCUGUCGUUCAAGACCUGGGAAUUGGCGUUUUUCGAUUCGCCAUUCUCUUUGAAACACUUUCGGCAUUGUUGGUAUGGCUAGCUUACACUGGAGUACAGGCCUGACUACUUACUUCAUGUACUAGGUACCCCUAGUAUGUUGUAUACUAUAGACUAGUGAC
Exserohilum turcica Et28A is the source of this 1343-nucleotide messenger RNA. RefSeq lists its product as uncharacterized. Bases 10 to 1287 code for a protein of 425 amino acids. The transcript has 2 exons. Gene Ontology annotation, cellular component: membrane. The record is from RefSeq and is a predicted model, not a curated record. NCBI's taxonomy places the organism in Eukaryota, Fungi, Ascomycota, Dothideomycetes, Pleosporales, Pleosporaceae. Gene Ontology annotation, biological process: transmembrane transport. Gene Ontology annotation, molecular function: transmembrane transporter activity.